AGACGUUAUAAUUCCGACCAUGACUGUUUCUAUUCAGUCUGACUUGUGACACUGCCAACUCAAUAUUACUAGGAUGAUCUCGUCGUUAAUAGCACUGGUGUGUGUGGCCACUAUUUCGUCCUCACUGGCUCAAGACGUGUAUGUCACCGUGGAGCAGGGCACCCUGAGGGGUGCUGUGGUGACCAGCGCUCUGGGCACGCAGUACGCAAGCUUCAAGGGAGUGCCGUAUGCACGACCACCGACGGGGGAGCUGCGGUUCCAGGCUCCGCAGGCGGCCGACAGCUGGGAAGGCGUGCGCGACGCCCUGGAGGAGGGGUCGGCCUGCGUGCAGGAGCCGGGAGGCCCCGAGGCGGGCUCCGAGGACUGCCUCUACCUCAAUGUUCACGUGCCCCUCAACACCUCCGCGCCCUUCGCCGUCUACGUGCUGAUCCCCGGCGGGGGCUUCACGGGAGGCAGCGGCGCCACCCGCAUCUACGGGCCAGACCUGUUCAUCGAAGAGGGCGUGGCCGUCGUCGCCGUCAACUAUCGCCUGGGACCACUCGGUUAUCUAAGCACACAAGAUGAAGUGAUCCCAGGAAACGCCGGUAUGAAGGACCAGGUGAUGGCUCUGCGGUGGGUGAAUCAGAACAUCGCAGCCUUCGGUGGAGACCCUGAGAGAAUAACCGCCGGUGGCUCUAGUGCUGGCGGCUGUUCGGUGUCGCACCACCUCUUGUCGCCCAGCUCUGCAGGCCUGUUCCAGGGUCUGACAAUCCAGAGCGGAGACGCCAUUAGUCCGUGGGGCAUCAUGGCGGACGCGAGGGAGAAGGCCUUCCGGCUGGGGGAGGUUCUCGGCCUCUCUACCAACGACUCCCGACAGCUACUCGACUUCCUGCUGGCGCAGGACGCGGCCGACCUCGUAAGCCACAACGACGACGUCAUCACAGAUGCGGAAAAAGUACGCAUGCAGCAUUUAGCAUGGCUGCCAGCGAUAGAACCAGAUGUAGAGGGCGCCUUCCUCACAGACUCACCCAUCAAUAUCCUGAGGAGUGGUCGCUUCAAUAAGGUUCCGAUCAUCGAAGGCUACACGUCAGGAGACGGCGUCAUCUUUGUUGACCAGAAAGCCUAUCUGUCGGAGCCAGCGUCUCUGCAGGAGCUGAACGACAACUUUGAGCUGGCUGUAUCGCCGUUGCUGCACCUGCCGACGGCCGAGGAGCGGUCUGCAGCUGCCCUCAGCUUGCACGACUUCUACUUCGGACACGAGAACAUCACCGUGGCCGACGGGCAAGCCCUGGUCAACAUGUCAACCGACCUAUACUUUGCGGAACCAGCAGAUUCAGCCAUGAGGUUCGUCGUCAACCAGUCUGACGCUGGUCCAGUGUACUACUACCUGUUUGACUACAGAGGGCCCGAGCUUCUGAACUCGACGUUCGGUUCGUGGCAUGCGGCGGAGACGGAUGUGCUGUUCUUUGCUGGGAACUCUCAGCUGCCGGAUCCAGACAGCGUGUAUGGUCGCAUGAGGUCCAACCUGGUCAGGCUCUGGUCCAACUUCAUCAAGUAUGGAACACCGUCUCCCGAUGGCGAGACAAUUGACUGGCAGCCCUUCACGACGUCUGCGUUGAAGUACAUGCACAUCACGGAUGAUUUUCAAUUAAGUGAGAAUGUCAACAAGGAACGUAUGGACUUCUGGCAUGAAAACAUUCCUUGGUGAUCGAUGAUGUAGCGAAUGUAUAAGCAUUGUUCGUGCUGCUACUACAAAAAGCACAGAAAACAGUUAUUCUUUUUGGACUGUAUAUUAAUGUGAUACAUUUUUUCUGUCAACGACGUAGAUUGAGUCCCACACAAAAUAAAACGUUUCUGUGGAGUAUUACCUGUUGGCUUUCGUCUCGAGAUUCUCGGCCGACACUUGAUUGAUGUCUUUCCUGACAUUUCGCCAGCAGGAGUUGCUGACAUUGCGAAAGAUCUACUCUCCGUUGCUGUGGCGGUUUCUUUAACAAUGCCAGGCACCCGUGCUGACGAAAUGUCAGGAAAGUCACUAAGCAAACGUCAGCCGAAGAUUCCGAGGCGAAAAUGACAAGGCAAUAAGUCAACAGGCCUCAACAA
Molecule: messenger RNA, 2079 nt
Organism: Schistocerca gregaria
Lineage: Eukaryota; Metazoa; Arthropoda; Insecta; Orthoptera; Acrididae
Product: acetylcholinesterase-like
Exons: 10
Coding region: 74-1687 (537 amino acids)
Source: RefSeq, a predicted model, not a curated record